Molecule: messenger RNA, 444 nt
Organism: Pseudogymnoascus destructans
Lineage: Eukaryota; Fungi; Ascomycota; Leotiomycetes; Thelebolales; Thelebolaceae
Exons: 2
Coding region: 1-444 (147 amino acids)
Biological process (GO): translation; ribosomal large subunit biogenesis
Cellular component (GO): ribosome; cytosolic large ribosomal subunit
Molecular function (GO): structural constituent of ribosome; RNA binding
Source: RefSeq, a predicted model, not a curated record
AUGGGAGACGCUGAGAUCAAAGCCUCCAGCUGGAGAUUAGUCGAGGUGGGAAGGAUCGUUCUCAUCGAUGGAGGAUCCCAAGAUGGAAAGCUCGCCACUAUUGUCGAGAUCAUCGACCACAAGCGCGUCCUGAUUGAUGGCCCAUCCACCGAUACCAAGACCGCCGUCCCCCGCCAGUCGAUCGCUCUCGCCCGUCUCAUUCUCACACCCCUCGUUCUGGAGAAGCUCCCCCGUGGAUCCCGCUCCGGCACCGUCAAGGCUGCAUGGGAGAAGGCUGGCAUCGAGGCCAAGUGGCAGGAGAGCGCAUGGGCAAAGAAGCGCGCCCAGAAGGAGCGCCGUCGCGCACUCACCGAUUUCGAGCGCUUCAAGGUUCUGAGACUGAGGAAGCAGGCACGUUUUGAGGUCAGAAAGUCGUUGGCCAAGGUCAAGGCAGCUGCGAAAUAA